AUCGUCGACAUCUGGUUCCGGUGCAUUCUCUCUCGCCCUUGUCAUUUCGCUUCCCAACUUGAAAGUUUUGCCUGCACACACACACACGAGAUAGCCGUCGGUUCUUGGCUUCUUGCGUGCCGCCGUUGAUCGCCAUGGCCCGGCGGCGGGUCCGGACGUGGGCUGCAGCCGUCGCCACGGGUGUGCUCGUCGUCGUCGUCGCUACUGCUUCUGCUGCUGCGGCGGCGGGGGCCGAGGAGAAGCUGAUGGUGGAAAUGACCCUCGUCCCGGGCGCCGCGUCGACGGGAGCAGUGUGCCUCGACGGGAGCCCGCCGGCGUACCACCUCCACCAGGGCUCCGGCGCCGGCGCUCGCGGCUGGCUGCUCCAGUUCGAGGGCGGCGGUUGGUGCAACGGCGCGCGGUCGUGCGCCCAGAGAGCCCGCACUUCACUAGGUUCCAGCAGCCUCAUGAACAAGCUCGACACGUUCUCCGGAUUGCUCAGCAACGAUCCCGCCAUGAACCCUGAUUUUUACAAUUGGAAUCGAGUGAAAAUGCGAUACUGCGAUGGCGGCUCCUUCACAGGCAAUUCAGAGUUCAGAAAUGGUUCUUCAGUCAUCUACAUGAGAGGCCAGAGGAUAUGGGAUGCAAUCAUCACAGAUCUCUUCCAGAAAGGCCUUGCGAAAGCCGAAAAGGUGCUGCUCUCAGGCUGCUCAGCAGGAGGUCUAGCUACAUUCUUCCACUGCGACGACCUCGAGGAGCGUCUCCGAGGCACUGCCAUGGUGAAAUGCAUGAGCGAUGCAGGGUUUUUCCUUGAUGUGGACGAUAUCUCCGGCCGCAACACCGUCAGGUCUUUCUUCAACGGGGUAGUCGAUUUCCAGGGGGUUCAGAAGAAUUUGAACAAAAACUGUUCGGAUUCAACAGUAAAAUCUUAUCAGUGCUUCUUCCCGCAAUAUGCGCUUCGGAGCAUCAGAGCCCCCUAUUUCAUCUUGAAUUCAGCUUACGACGUAUAUCAGUUUUUCCAAAAUUUUGUGCCCCGUUCGUCUGAUCCUAGAGGUCAAUGGAGUCGCUGUAAAGUGGCCCUUAGUGCAUGCAACUCAUCCCAAAUUGCAACUCUCCAAGGCCUGAGAAGCGCAAUGUUAAUGGCUCUGAAACCAUUCGAAGGCGAAUCGAAGGUGGGGAUGUUCAUCAAUUCUUGCUUUUCACAUUGCCAGAGCGAGUCCCAGGACACAUGGUUUGCACCAAAUUCCCCAAGACUACAUGACAAGACAAUUGCGAAGCUGGUUGGUGAUUGGUUCUUUGAAAGGGGUGCCGCCCAAGAAGUUGACUGCCCCUAUCCUUGUGACUCGACUUGUCACAACAUUAUACCAUUUUAAUUAGGUUAGGCCACUGAGUUUUAGGGUUUAUGCAUUGGUCAGUGGCUAGAAAUUCUAUACGAAAUUCAUAGAUAUGCAUCGUGUUAAAACUUGUGCACUUGUAACUCAUGAGAUAAUAUGAUCAAAUGUCUUAUGACAAAGAAAGCACAUUACUACGGAACA
This is a messenger RNA of Triticum urartu, 1514 nucleotides long. Its product is annotated as pectin acetylesterase 9. NCBI's taxonomy places the organism in Eukaryota, Viridiplantae, Streptophyta, Magnoliopsida, Poales, Poaceae. The record is from RefSeq and is a predicted model, not a curated record. Gene Ontology annotation, molecular function: hydrolase activity.